GAAAAUCGCGUGGUCUAGUGCUCGAAGAACAAUACCGCAACGAUGGAUCGAUGGAUUGGAAAGGUAGCGAUCGUGACUGGCGCCAGUGCUGGUAUUGGUGCGUCAACUGUGAAAGUCCUCGUGGGCUAUGGUGUAAAAGUGGUCGGUUUAGCUAGAGACAUGGAAAAGCUCGAGAAGAUGUCCGCAGAACUGGGCAAGGAUAAGUUCUACCCCAUAAAAUGCGACCUGAGGAAAGAGGAGGACAUCACGAAUGCCUUCAAGUGGGUUGAAACCAAGCUGGGUGGCGCUGACGUGCUCAUCAACAAUGCUGGGAUUGCUACUUCGCAAAUGAUCAUUGAGAACCCCACCGAGGAAUACCGAAAAAUAUUAGACACCAACGUACUCGCACCAGCAAUUUGUUCGCGCCUGUUCGCGCAGUCCAUGAAAAAACGCAAUGGAUCUGGCCACAUAAUUAAUAUUAACAGCAUCGUCGGUCACUUCGCGGAGAGUGUGUUUCAACCAAUGGGCAUGUACCCGGCCAGUAAAUACGCUCUGAGGGCAUUGUCCACGGAACUACGACACGAAUUCAUCAACUCUAAACUGAAAAUAAGGGUCACGAGCGUCAGCCCUGGAGGUGUAGAGACGGAUUUGGUGCAUUGUAUACCCGAUGAAGUUCUUAAACAGGUGAAAAUAUUGCACCCCAAUGACAUCGCCGACGCAGUAGCUUACGCAUUAGGAACACCAGAAAACGUGGAGAUCAUCGAAAUCACGGUGAUGCCAAAGAACGAGUAUAUCUACGCUCCACCACCGAACAAAUAAAUUCACAUUUCUAGGCAGCGUUGCAAGCUUCACUGUGUCAGAUAUCAAAGCUAUAAGUAAUUUGUCUGUGUACAAAUAAAGUUGUGAAAA
Hylaeus anthracinus is the source of this 888-nucleotide messenger RNA. RefSeq names its product farnesol dehydrogenase-like. The transcript is spliced from 5 exons. Bases 43 to 798 code for a protein of 251 amino acids. The record is from RefSeq and is a predicted model, not a curated record. NCBI's taxonomy places the organism in Eukaryota, Metazoa, Arthropoda, Insecta, Hymenoptera, Colletidae.